Messenger RNA from Colletotrichum spaethianum, 810 nucleotides. Its product is annotated as cytochrome c oxidase assembly protein COX11, mitochondrial. Gene Ontology annotation, cellular component: mitochondrial inner membrane. Gene Ontology annotation, molecular function: copper ion binding. The transcript is spliced from 4 exons. The coding region runs from base 1 to 810 and encodes 269 amino acids. The record is from RefSeq and is a predicted model, not a curated record. NCBI's taxonomy places the organism in Eukaryota, Fungi, Ascomycota, Sordariomycetes, Glomerellales, Glomerellaceae.
AUGAACGCCCUCCCCCGUCUUCCGUGGCGCGCUUCGUCGCAAUCAACGCAGAAAUGGAGCUGCUUCUUCUGCCAGCACGCCGCCCGUCCUGCGCCGCGCAGCACCAUCCGAUCGCCCGCCACUCGCCGAGCGGCCUCGACGACACCACCCAAGCAGACCGGUCCCAGCUUCGGCGGUGCGCCGUCGAUGGAGCAGGUUCACGCGCAUUAUAAGCGCAGGAAUGCCUCGACAGCAUACUACACACUCAGCGUCAUUCUCGGGACGGUCGCCCUGUCGUACGGCUCCGUGCCUCUUUACAAGAUGAUCUGCCAAACGACAGGCUGGGGCGGCCAACCCGUCCGCGCCCACGGGCCGGACGUCGACUACAGCGAGGACGGUCUCGCCUCGCGCCUGGUGCCUGUGACCUCAGCCAAGCGCAUCCGCGUCACCUUCAACUCGUCCGUCUCGGACGUUCUGCCCUGGAAGUUCACCCCGCAGCAGCGCGAGGUGCGCGUGCUCCCCGGCGAGACGGCGCUGGCCUUCUACACGGCCACCAACAACUCGGACUCGGACAUCAUCGGCGUCGCGACCUACAGCGUGACCCCGGGCCAGGUGGCGCCGUACUUCAGCAAGAUCCAGUGCUUUUGCUUCGAGGAGCAGCGGCUGAAUGCGGGCGAGACGGUCGACAUGCCCGUGUUCUUCUACUUGGAUCCGGAUAUGGUGAACGACGUCAACAUGCGCGGUAUCGAGACCGUGACGUUGAACUACACGUUCUUCAAGGCCAAGUACGAUGACAAUGGCAAGUUCAAGGCGCCUUCGCCCAUGGCCUAA